Molecule: messenger RNA, 480 nt
Organism: Protopolystoma xenopodis
Lineage: Eukaryota; Metazoa; Platyhelminthes; Monogenea; Polystomatidea; Polystomatidae
Source: the annotation of a GenBank genome assembly
UUGACUAUUCCCAUCUUUAUUGUCCUACAGGACGCCUACUUUGAUAAUGCCCCAGUAGCCCCUGAACUUGAUGAGAUCAUCGGUGAUUCGGACGUAGAGGGUGACCUCAUUGAGGAGGAGGUGCUGACGUCUAAAGAAAUAAUUUCUCGCAUGAAGAGGGUGAGACAUGAUUUAUAUCUCUUUGCCUCUUUAUCCUGUAACCAUAUAUUCCCUUAUCGAGCAUAUUUGUCGUACACAGUGAGAGCCAGUAUCUCUGGGGUACCACAGACACCAGCUUCACAUGCAUGCCGUGCUUUGAAUCUCCUCUCUUCUUUUCAGCUCUGGCAGAACGAGUUAAUCGCACCAGUCCUCAUGCCAGCCCGUCCGGAGCUGAUCGCUCUAGUCCAGCAAGGUGUUGCUCGUCUCGAGUCUAAGGUUAAAAUGACUCCACAAGGAGAACCUUCGGCUCAACUUCAACGUCUGCAGGCCUGCACAGAUUAG